Adineta ricciae is the source of this 1737-nucleotide messenger RNA. Lineage: Eukaryota; Metazoa; Rotifera; Eurotatoria; Adinetida; Adinetidae. The record is from the annotation of a GenBank genome assembly.
AUGCCUAUUAGCUAUUAUACCCCGGAGAGUACACGUCGACGAUGGGUAUUUUGCAGAAUAAACUACAUAGUCGUGGGUCGUUUUGGCUGGUUAAAUCAGUCAAUAACUUGUUUUACCAGAAUACCGAAGGACAUACGUGUCUACUAUCAUUGGGUUGUUUGUUUAACAUCCUAUACGAAGAAAACGAAAAUGUUUCCUGGAUUUAUCCAAGCAGCACUUCUAACCGUGUUGGUUAUUCUUACUCAAACAACUAAACAAAUUCAUUGUCACGAUUCAUCAGCAAAUGUUGACGAAAGCAGUGUACUUACACUCACUAAAGAUACAUUCGAUGAUGCUGUGAAAAAUAACAAAUUCUUACUUGUGAAAUUUGUUGCACCAUGGUGUGGACAUUGCAAAGCCUUAACACCUGCGUAUGCUGCAGCUGCUAAACAAUUAGCAGACUCUGGUAGUGAAAUCAAAUUAGCUAGUGUUGAUGCUACAGUCGAACAAGAUCUCGGCAAACGAUUCGAAGUUCGUGGUUACCCAACACUCAAAUUCUUCGUUGAUGGCACAACACUUGAAUAUACCGGUGGCCGAUCCCAAGAAGAAAUCGUCAGUUGGUUAAAGAAGAAAACUGGACCACCAGCCGAUGAUUUGAAGACAGUUGAAGAUCUUAAUAAAUUGAAAGAAGCCGCUGAUGUUGUUGUUAUUGGUGCAUUCAAGGAUACUGAUGGUAAUGCAGCUGCUUCGUUUCUUCAAGUUGCAAAAACUGUUGAUGGUAUUCCAUUUGGUAUUACAUCAAACAAAGAUGUUCUUAAAGAACUCGGAGUUAGCGAUGAUGCUAUCGUUCUUUUGAAAAAAUUCGAUGAAGGCCGCAAUGAUCUUACAUCAUCCAUCGAUGAAGCUUCCAUUCGUGAAUUCAUUCAAUCCAACCAACUUCCACUCGUUGUCGACUUCAAUCCUCAAACAGCUCAAAAGAUCUUCGGUGGUGAUAUUAAAGUUCAUACUCUCUUUUUCGGUAGCAAGAAAAGUGAUGAUUACGAAAAACUUCGAGGAGAAUUCCAAACCGCUGCCAAAGACUUCCGUGGAAAGACACUUUUCGUUUUCGUCGACAGUGAUGAUGAAGAAAAUGAACGUGUUCUCGAAUUCUUCGGUCUUAAAGCAACUGAAGUUCCAGCUGUUCGUUUGAUCACAUUGAAAGAUGAAAUGAGCAAAUUCAAACCUGAAUCAUCCGAGAUCACAUCCAAUGUUCUUACCACAUUCGUCAAAUCAUUCUUCGACGGUACACUCAAACCACAUUUACUCUCUCAAGAAAUUCCUGAAGAUUGGGACAAAACACCAGUUAAAGUUUUGGUCGGCAAAAACUUCCACUCAGUCGCAAAUGAUAAGAGUAAGACUGUUCUCGUCGCUUUCGUUGCACCAUGGUGUGGACAUUGCAAACAAUUAACACCAAUCUACGAACAAUUAGGUGAAAAAUACAAAGACAGUAACGAUGUUGUUAUCGCCAAAAUGGAUGCUACAGCUAAUGAACUCGAAGAUAUCAAAGUUCAAAGCUUCCCAACAAUUAAACUUUUCCCCAAGAACUCAGAUGAAGUUGUUGAUUACAACGGUGCGCGAACAGUUGAAGCUCUCGUCAGCUUUAUUGACUCAGAUGGUAAAGAUGGUGGAAAAGCUCCAACUACUGAAGAGCCUGCCGAACAACAACAAGGAGAGGAAGCUGAAGAAGAAGAAGAAGAACCAGUUCACGAAGAUCUCUAA